Messenger RNA from Brassica napus (rape), 2278 nucleotides. RefSeq names its product protein SEMI-ROLLED LEAF 2-like. The record is from RefSeq and is a predicted model, not a curated record. Bases 203 to 2032 code for a protein of 609 amino acids. Lineage: Eukaryota; Viridiplantae; Streptophyta; Magnoliopsida; Brassicales; Brassicaceae. The transcript has 11 exons.
GUAUCUGAGGAAGAUCACUAGCUGGACUCUCCGGCGACUACAAUCCUACUCACAGAAAAAAAACAAUCAGAUCGAAGUUUCUAAUCACCGUUUUCGCUAAAACUGAGCUUUGAUCAGGCGAAGGUUUAAAGUUUUGAAGGAAGCUCUAGGGCUUUUUUUCUAGAAGCUCUAGGGCUUUUUAGUCAGCGCAAUUAGUGAUAUCAUGAGGCAUUUGAGAAAAUGCAUGCACUCUUCUCUUGAUGAAUCAAAUCUGCCAACUGAAGUAGCAAACUGUAAUAGAUUGGUCAGUGUAGCUGUCGAUAAAUGCCUCGUUCAACUGAUCAAAAAGGUUGGAGAUGCUGGCCCAAUUCUAGAUGCAAUGGCUAUGAUGUUGGAGAAUAUCUCAGGUGUCACAGAUGUAGCAAGAACCACAAUCGCUUCUGUUUUUCGCACUGCUCAAAUUAUAGCCUCUGUACCAAAUCUGUCAUAUCAAAAUAAGGCUUUUCCCGAGGCCUUGUUCCAUCAGUUACUGAAAGCUAUGGUCCAUCCAGAUCAUAAAACACGGAUUGGCGCCCACCGUAUAUUUUCUGCUGUACUGGUACCAACCUCAGUUUGCCCCCAUCCCUCCUCAACCAUUACUGAUCUUAAGAAGGGAAUUGGUCUUCCUCGUUCUCUUUCAAGAAAUGCGUCUGUCUUUUCCUCCUCAGCAGCCCUUUUCGAGAAGCUGAGGAAGGAAAACAUUUCGUCAGUUCUAACUUCCGAUCAGAGCCAAAACGAAAUGCUUGACAGAAUAAAAUCUUCAUACAGUCAGGCGUAUAGCAGUUGGAAUCAACCGGUGAACUCGGUAGCAGAUAACUCUGUAGUUCUUUUGAACUCUGAACUGGACGCCGUUUGUAUAAGGCUAAGUAGUCACCAGAUAGGUCUUUUACUUUCAUCACUCUGGGCGCAGUCCAUAUCUCCUGCAAAUACGCCAGAAAAUUAUGAGGCGAUUGCUAACACCUACAGUCUUGUAUUGUUGUUCUCUGGUGUCAAGAAUUCAAGUCAAGAUGCUUUGAUUCGAAGUUUCCAAAUGGCACUUUCUUUGCGAGAUAUUUCUUCAAUGGAAGGAGGACCACUCCCUCCGUCCCGAAGAAGGUCACUCUUCACUCUGGCUACAUCAAUGGUUCUUUUCUCCUCAAAAGCAUUCAGUCUUUUUUCUCUGGCGGAUUUUACAAAAGUGGCACUUCAGGGACCAAUGCUUGAUCCAUUCUUGCACUUGGUUGAAGACCACAAGUUGAAGGCUAUAAAUCCAGAUCAGCUGCAGACCGUUGCGUAUGGAAGCCAAAAAGAUGAUGUUUCAGCUCUGGAUACUCUUUCAAAGAUAGCAGUCUCCACUGAGCUUAGCAGAGGAACCAUUGUGUAUGAAAUUGUCAAAAGCUUAGAAAAUAUGUGCAAUUCUGAAAUGGAGAAAAUGCAAGAGCAGUUGCUAACUGAGUUCAUGCCGGAUGAUGCAUGUCCACUUGGAACCCGCGUUUUAGAAGACACUCAGACAUCCUUUCAGGCUGACUUUGGAGAUGUUAAACACCAAAACCUUGCGGCACUCUUCUCUCACGAGGAUCAAGAAUUUGGAGAUGUCACUGAAACAGUUGCAGAUAAUAAUCCAUUAACAGUUGCUGAAGUGCCAGACCUCCUGACUGUGAAUCAAAUUCUAGAAUCUGUAGUAGAGACAACACGUCAAAGGGGUCUAAUAUCCUUCCAUAACGCAGCCGAUGCUUCAUACAAAGAAAUGACGCUUCACUGUGAGAAUCUGUUAAUGGGAAAACAGCAGAAGAUCUCGAGUCUUUUCAAUUCUCAGCUAAGACCUGAAAGUUCUGUUAACGGCUAUCCAGCACAGCAUGAUGAAGAGAUUAAGAUCCCAACUUAUCAUCAUAUGAUCAAUUUUCACACCGAGACGCAGUGCUACUCAGAACUCCAAGCAUAUAAACUACCAGCCUCAAGCCCUUACGACAACUUCCUUAAAGCUGCUGGUUGUGUUGAUCGUCUGGGGAGGAUCCAAAGCCAUGAUAUACUUUGACUCAGUAAAGAAGAACUCAAAAAACAAAAUAGGUGUACUGUACUUAGAUCAUUCCCUCUUAGAUUUUAUGUUUAUAUCUUCUAUAUUGUUUUCUCACUUAUUCUUUUAUGGAAUUCAUCAAUUGUUUCCUUUCUGGUAUGAAGGCGCCAUCUAGUUUUCACUUGGUCUUGUAAUCUAACAUUCUUUGAUUCUACAAGAAAGGCUUUGUUGAACAGUUCUUACAAUAGUGUACAUUGAUUCUUCUAU